Funneliformis geosporum is the source of this 174-nucleotide messenger RNA. NCBI's taxonomy places the organism in Eukaryota, Fungi, Glomeromycota, Glomeromycetes, Glomerales, Glomeraceae. The record is from the annotation of a GenBank genome assembly.
AUGAAUAAACAGUGGAAUGAUUUAACAAAUGCUCCAAGAGGUCUCGUAAGAGAAUUUGUAGAAAAACAUAAGUCACACUGUAAUCACAAAACUUUAAUAGCGAAUAAUGGUAUAACGGCUGUUAAAGAGAUUAGAUCUAUUAGAAAAUUGGCUUAUGAAAAUUUGGUGAUGUGA